This is a messenger RNA of Hemibagrus wyckioides, 2491 nucleotides long. RefSeq lists its product as uncharacterized. The transcript has 2 exons. The record is from RefSeq and is a predicted model, not a curated record. Gene Ontology annotation, molecular function: methyltransferase activity; 2-oxoglutarate-dependent dioxygenase activity. Bases 541 to 1164 code for a protein of 207 amino acids. Lineage: Eukaryota; Metazoa; Chordata; Actinopteri; Siluriformes; Bagridae.
UGUGUGUGCGCGCGCGCGCGCGCGAAAGAGAGAGAGAUGUCAGUGAAAAUCGUGUACAGUAAACGGCAACAGUGCUCUAAUAAAACGAUGAACAUUUCAUUAAUUCCUCUACACUCCUGUGGAAAAUUCGGGAUAAAACAUUCGGGGCUCGAGCCCCGAAUGAAUAGCCCUAGCGACGCCCCUGGGUGCAUAUAUUGGGGGCGCUGUGAAGGCCGUGUGCCACUCCCAGAGGCCAGCCACACUGACCUCCUAAUGGGUGAACCAGAAAGACUGUGGGCACAAGCAAUUAUAGGGGAAUUACCAAAAGGACAAAAGUAAGAGUUUGGGUCUAUUGAAACAGAUGACAGCAAUGUUCAUUGAUGUUAAAAAGAAAACUGACUCUCCCUCUAAACUAUAUCACUAUAGCAGUUAUUAUUCUAUAAAAAUUUUGAACAUUAAGCCAUAUUAAAAAAAUAAAGGGGAAAGAGCAUGGUAAUUGGCUUCAUCUAGUGGACAUGGUUUAGUACUGCAAGGAGGGAGGGACAGGAGGCGUACAGAAAAAUGAUACAGGACUUCGUUGCAUGGUGUGACUUUAACCAUCUGCACCUCAACACCACAAAGACCAGGGACAUGGUGGGGGACUUCAGGAGGCCCAGGCCUCAACCUGAGCCUGUGACUAUCAAUGGUGACUGUGUGGAGUUUGUCAAGACCUACAAAUACCUUGGAGUACAGCUGGAUGAUAAAACGGACUGGACUGCCAACACAGAUGCUCUGUGCAGGAAAGGAAGGCUCUGUACUUCUGUACAGCCGGCUCUGUACUUCCUAAGAAGGCUGGCUUCCUUUAACAUCUGCAAAAAGCUGCUGCAGAUGUUCUAUCAGACUGUUGUGGCGAGUGCCUUCUUUUAUGCGGCAGUGUGCUGGGGAGGCAGCAUCAAGAAGAAGGUUGCCUCACGUCUGGACAAGCUGGUGAGGAAGGUGAGCUCGAUUGUGGGCUCAGAACUGGACAGCCUGAUAUCAGUGGCAGCGAGACGGGCGCUGAGCAGGCUCCUGUCCAUCAUGGACAAGCCACUUCAUCCACUGUACAGCGUCAUCUCCAGACAGAGGAGCAGCUUCAGUGACAGGUUGCUGUCACUGCCCUGCUCCACUGACAGACUGAGGAGGUCGUUCCUCCCCCAUGGCAUGUGACUCUUUAAUUCCACUCAGGGUGGGAAAAGUCAGUGCUGACACUACUCUCUGUCCUGAAAAGUCAGUGCUGACACUACUCUCUGUCCUGGACUGUACAACAAACUACACACUAUGCAAAAUACACCCCGGUUUGCACAGAACUCUCCAAUACACUGAGAUUUGCAGAGGACUCAAACACGCAGUUUUUGCACAUCACCUCACUAGGACUGUACAUUUAAACUCUUGUUUUUUGCACAUUACUUAUCUUGUAUUUCUUAAAUCUCUGUAUUUAUUCCUUAAAUCUCUGUAUUUAGUAUUUUUUGCUAUAUUUUGUUAAUUGUGUUAUAUUUUAUUUGUUAUAUUUUUUGCCAUGUUUUGUACCCUUAAAUUCAGGUAUGUAGUAUUUUUUUUUAGAAGUUUAUCUAUUACCUGUGCUUGUGGAUACUGCUGGAAGCUGUAAAUUUCCCUUUGGGAUGGAUAAAGUAUCUAUCUGUCUGUCUGUCUGUCUGGCUAUCUAUCCACUCUUAAGUUUAUAAGAAAAUUUGUCUUCUUCUAUUAUCCUUAUUUAAAUCCUCACCAUAGCAACAUCAUUCAAAGUAUCACAAAUUCCUUCACAGUUUCACAUCAGCUAUGUCUUGACAUUAUUCUGACUGAUUUUGAACCAAAUCACGUGAAAGUAAGGGACAAAACAUUAGAGAUUUCUAAAAGUGACACACACAAAAGUGACUUAACAUAAAUUUGAGGUUUGAUGUACAUCACUCAAUGUACACAGAAGUUAUUAGCCACUUUCUGUUUCCUUUUAUUCGCCAUAAGUUUAAGGGCUCCUCACGGCUGCAACGUUUGAGAUAUCAAGGAUAGCUUCGCAAUUUUAGAUCCUCAAUGUCUUCAGAUCAUAUUGGACCCUGUGUGGUCAAAAUCAUAUAAAUCCCCUAGGAGGAGUAUAUCAAAUUCCACUGGGUGCGUUUUUUGAACAUCCCAAAAUAACUGACUUCCUGUUAAGCAGAUCCCAUGACAGGUGGAUGAAUGUCAUUUAGCUCAAUGAGAUCUGUCUCAUGUCUCAUGCAUAUAUGUGCAAGUGAAUAUGAGCUCUGCAGCUAGAUUUCUGACAAAGUUCCAGGGGGCGCUGUGAAAGCCCUGUGCCACGCCCGGGGACCAGCCACACUGUCCUUUCUCAUAAACAUUUGCACUCUCUAUGUAAAAUAUUUUGGAACAUUAGGCCUUUCCACUAAUAAAAUAUGAGAACAUUAAUUUUCUUCUAUUAUGUUCUUAUGUAAAUCAUUGCCAUAGUAACACGAUUCAAGGUAUCAAAAAUUCCUUUACAGCUAUUAUUCUGACUGAUUUUGAACCA